UUUGAAGUUUUGAUCUUCUUUAUAGCUGUCUCUGAGUUUUGAUCGUCUACUUCAAGUUUUGAUAUUUUUUGUUUCUCUUUCGUUGUUGUCUUUAAUUCAUAAAGUUAACAAGAUGCAAGGGGGACAAGAGUUGAGUAUAGAAGAGCUCUUUUCAAAUCUUUCUACGUAUAAAGAACAGCUUCAACAGGUCAGACAACUUUUGGUUGAUGAUCCUGGAAACUCUGAAUAUGCAGAUAUGGAAAAGGAGCUCACUGAGGUGGUGCUAUGUGUCGUGAUGUCAAGCAUGCUUUCCUCUCACCUGAUUUCCGAUGUGAUUACUCUGACUGAGGAACUCCUUGCAACUGCAAAACAAAAUACGGUUUCUGGAUCUGAUACUGGAACAAGUAAUAAUGCAUUUCCUAGUUUACUCCAGUCUGAUGGAAAUAAAACGGAAUCAGGUGGCAUCUCUGCCCAUCACCGGGAUUUUACAGUGGGCACAAAAGUUCAAGCUGUUUGGAGUGAAGAUGGGGAAUGGUAUGAUGGUACUGUUGAGGCUAUUACACCAAAUGGAUAUUAUGUAGCAUUUGAUGGUUGGGGUAAUAAGGAAGAGGUUGAUCCUGCCAAUGUAAGGCCCAUUCAAGUUAAUGCUUUGUUGGAAGCUGAGAAGGUAGCUGAAGCUACAAAACAAGCAAUAAAACGGAAAAUUGAGCAAGCUGCUGCAAUUGACUUUCAGUCACGAAGUUUACCUGCAAAGCUUCGUAUAAAUCCUGAAGACCCAGAGGAUGUAAAAGCCGCCAAACGGAAGAAAAUACAUGCUUUUAAGUCAAAGGUGAGGUUUGAGCAACUUGAGGUCUCCCAAAACAAGCGACAAAAUGCUUGGCAGCAAUUCCAGACGACAAAAGGCAAGACUAAGAAGGUAGGUUUCUUCUCGGGUCGCAAACGAGAGAGCAUUUUCAAGUCUCCUGAUGACCCCCAAGGUAAGGUUGGUGUAACAGGAAGCGGAAAGGGCUUGACAGAGUUUCAGAAAAGGGAAAAGCACCUGCAUCUCAAGGGAGGAGGAAAUGCUGAGAUCGAAGAGUAGACUGGCAACCACAUAAUAUUUCUGGUGCUUUCUGUAUCCAGGCCAUAAGUCUUCUUGCGGUGAACCAGCUCAGUCUUGUAGUUAACCCCAAAGUGAAUGGGCUUCUUCUGCUAGUGAGUAAUGACACGGGGAAGGAAUAUUGUUAAACAUGAUAUAAACACAACUGCAUUAUUAAGAACUUUUGUUUAUGUAGAAUAAUGGUAGUAUUUUCCUGAACAGUUGUUUCCUGUCAA
Molecule: messenger RNA, 1293 nt
Organism: Mangifera indica (mango)
Lineage: Eukaryota; Viridiplantae; Streptophyta; Magnoliopsida; Sapindales; Anacardiaceae
Product: survival of motor neuron-related-splicing factor 30-like
Exons: 9
Coding region: 113-1060 (315 amino acids)
Biological process (GO): mRNA processing
Cellular component (GO): cytoplasm; nucleus
Molecular function (GO): RNA binding
Source: RefSeq, a predicted model, not a curated record